GCUCCGCUCCGCCGGCCCCGCAGCGCAAAGGAAACUUUGCUCCCUCCUCCCUGCUCCCAUCGGUGCCUCCGGGAGCCGCCGGCUUUGGGAAGCAGGAAACGGAGCGGCCGGGGCGCCAUGGGCGGCGCCGAGGAGGAUUAUAACUUCGUCUUCAAGGUCGUCCUGAUCGGGGAGUCUGGGGUGGGCAAAACCAACCUGCUGUCCCGCUUCACCCGCAACGAGUUCAACCACGACAGCCGCACCACCAUCGGCGUGGAGUUCUCCACGCGCAGCAUCCUGGUGGGAGACUCCGUGGUGAAGGCGCAGAUCUGGGAUACAGCCGGGCUGGAGCGGUACCGCGCCAUCACCUCCGCGUAUUACCGGGGGGCUGUGGGUGCCCUGGUUGUCUUUGACAUCACCAAGCACCAGACGUACGAUGUGGUGGAGCGGUGGCUGAAGGAGCUCUAUGACCACGCUGAGCCCAGCAUCGUCGUCAUGCUGGUGGGGAACAAGACUGACCUGGCCCAGGCUCGGGAGGUGCCCAUGGAGGAGGCAAGGAUGUUUGCAGACAACAACGGGCUCUUGUUUGUGGAGACCUCAGCGCUGGAUUCCACCAACGUCGAGCAGGCGUUUGAGACCAUCCUGACGGAGAUCUUCCGCAAGGUGCAGCAGCAGAAGCAGAGGAGCGGCCAAGCCACCACGGUGGCACUGGGCAGCGGGAGCGCCGGCAGCGCGGCCGCGGCGCAGGAGAAGCGCCCGUGUUGCGUGGCCAUCUGA
This is a messenger RNA of Pezoporus flaviventris, 756 nucleotides long. RefSeq names its product RAB25, member RAS oncogene family (gene RAB25). Lineage: Eukaryota; Metazoa; Chordata; Aves; Psittaciformes; Psittacidae. Gene Ontology annotation, molecular function: GTP binding; GTPase activity. The coding region runs from base 118 to 756 and encodes 212 amino acids. Gene Ontology annotation, biological process: exocytosis. The transcript is spliced from 5 exons. Gene Ontology annotation, cellular component: recycling endosome. The record is from RefSeq and is a predicted model, not a curated record.